Molecule: messenger RNA, 1718 nt
Organism: Amphiprion ocellaris (clown anemonefish)
Lineage: Eukaryota; Metazoa; Chordata; Actinopteri; Pomacentridae
Gene: anxa5a
Product: annexin A5a
Exons: 14
Coding region: 398-1348 (316 amino acids)
Biological process (GO): negative regulation of coagulation
Cellular component (GO): cytoplasm
Molecular function (GO): calcium ion binding; calcium-dependent phospholipid binding
Source: RefSeq, a predicted model, not a curated record
ACCUGCUUCCCUCCAGAGUCGGAUUUCCACAAAGACUCACAUCCCUGCAUGGACUGUUUCUUCACCUUUUGGACUCUGUUUUCCCCCUUCCUGGAUUUCCCCCACCUGGACUCAGUACUCUCCCUGGAUUCUUGCCUCGGCCAGCUUGUCCUCUAUCCAGCCCCAUCCCAGCUUUCAUUCUGUUUCUGGACUCCCUGACCCUGCUUCCUUGUCAGUUUUUGUUCCCCUUUUUACAGCAGGUGAAAGGCAACACUGGCUGCGGAUGAGGAAGUGCGUCUUGUCAGCUUUCCCUCCUGAGGAGGAGUUUUAAGUGGCAGAAAAUAAAGAGCUUCCCUGAGCCACAGAUCACUCGUGAAGAGAAGAAGCCGCAUACCUGUUGUUCACAUCAGCAAAAGGGAUGGCAUACAGAGGCAGUGUUAGACCUUACGUCAACUUCAACGCCAAACACGAUGCUGAAGUUCUACACAAGGCCAUGAAAGGAAUCGGUACGGAUGAAGACACAAUCCUCAUGCUUCUGACGGCACGCAGCAACGAUCAACGGCAGCAAAUUAAGGCAGCGUACAAGAAGGCAUAUGGAAAGGACUUAGUCAGUGCACUGAAAUCUGAACUCGGUGGCCUUUUUGAGAGUCUGAUUGUGGCCUUGAUGACCCCGCCUGUCUCAUAUGAUGCUUCUAAGCUGCACAAGGCUCUCAAGGGCGCUGGAACUGAUGAUGAAGUGCUGAUUGAGAUCCUGGCGUCCAGGACUGGCGAGCAGAUUAAAGACAUCAUUAAAGUGUACAAGAAAGAGUUCGGUGGCAAGCUGGAGAAAGAUAUCUGCGGUGACACCUCAGGGCAUUAUCAGAAACUGCUGGUGAUCCUGCUGCAGGGGAACAGGGAGGAGGGAGUAGAUGAAGAAAAGACUGAGAAAGAUGCUAAGGACUUGUAUGCUGCCGGUGAGGGCAAGUUUGGCACAGACGAGGAAAAAUUCAUCACAAUUCUUGGCAACAGGAGCGCAGAGCAUCUCAGAAAAGUAUUUGAUGCCUACAAGAAGCUCUCUGGCUCUGAUAUAGAGGACAGCAUUGAAGGCGAGACCACUGGGAAUUUGGAGAACUUGCUGGUAGCUGUUGUGAAGUGUGCCAGGAGUGUCCCACAGUUUUUUGCCGAGGGUCUAUAUAAAUCUAUGAGGCGAGCUGGUACUGAUGACGACACCCUGAUGAGGAUAAUGGUGUCCAGGUCUGAGGUGGACAUGUUGGACAUCAGAGCCAGCUUCAAAAAGAUGUACGGAGUAUCUCUCUAUAGCACCAUCCAGGAGGACACAACUGGAGACUACCAGAAGGCUUUACUCUACCUCUGUGGUGGGAAUGAUUAAUGCUGCGUUAUGAUGUGUUCAGCAGCACUGAGUGAUGAGUCACUGUGGUGCCACAAGAUGAAGCUAUACACAUGGGAUGAGGAUAUUGAUCCAGAGUUGUACUCCUUCUUUCUGACUUUGGCGUGCUGUUGAUAAGAUUAGUAUGAAUUACCCGCCUGUCUUUCUGACUUCUGACAGUAUCUGCAACAUAAAUAUCAGUAACAGUGUGCUCACUUAGAAGUUAUUAUGUUUUUGUUUAAUGCCAGACAUAAAUUAAGCACCAAACAGCUUGAAUACAGUAUUUAGUGAAGAUGUGGUUUAGAUGUUAAUAUAGAGAACAAUGUGAUCUGUGUCUGAAAUAAUGAAAUAAAAACAUAUUCAAAACCUUUCA